Molecule: messenger RNA, 856 nt
Organism: Planococcus citri (citrus mealybug)
Lineage: Eukaryota; Metazoa; Arthropoda; Insecta; Hemiptera; Pseudococcidae
Exons: 2
Coding region: 94-588 (164 amino acids)
Source: RefSeq, a predicted model, not a curated record
GGCCGUAUAAAAGAGCUAUUUUUCGGUGAUAUUUUUUCAAUUAUUGAUCGACAGUGAAUCGUGUACCUACAACGUAGAUGUAUUUGCAUCAAGAUGUUCUUCGACGUGAAGAAAUCGGUUCUAAUUUACUUAUGCGUAGUUAUUGUUAAGGAAUUAUGCCCAGUAUCAGUUUACGGACAGUUUCCAUACCCCGGAGCAUUCUACCCUCCACCUCCGUUCACCUCGUCUCCAGCAAUCUACGCUCCGCCACCUCCGUUUCCUUUUCCAUUCUACCCUCCGCCUCCACCAUACUUUGGAUCGCAGUGCUUCGCAGCUCCUCCACCAUCGGCCGAACAAUCACCACCCUCAAUUAGAAGCAACUUCAACCUUAAACCAAGAAUCGUGAAGCCUUUGAGGGUACCAGGUUCAAAUCCGGUCAUCUUGCCCAAUCGAGUCGAUUCGAAUAGUCGUCCGAUUAUUAUAUCGACUCGAUCUUCUCGAGCACCUCAUCAACAGCCCUCUUUGCUUUCGCCGUUUACGAAUUUGGUUCAUACGUUUUUGAAGUCUUUGGCGCCGAGGACUUGCGAUUGUGACGAUGAUUAUCGAUAAGGGGGAAGAUUCGAGUAGAUACCUUACCUACUAAUAAAUUAAUGGUUAAUCAUAAAAUGUACAUUUUUAAAGUACGUAUAUAGGUAGGAUAAAUUAUUAUCGAUUGAAUUUUCUAUGUUAUUGAAUCGAAUUUAAAGAUGAUCACUGAUCAGUUGGUGAAGUAAGCCAUGUGAAUGUAAAUAUGAAAUACCGAGAUAUUUUCAUAAUACUACUUAUAUUUACAUCACAAAAAUUUGAAAUGAACUCAAUUACAUGUUUUUACUCAACA